AUGGACCCAAUAUUUUACACUUUUCUAGGUAUAGGAAUAGGAUUUUUUGGAUCUUAAAUUGUUAUGAAUAAUGUUUUAAAUAAUAAGUAGAAUAAGAAUCCAUAAUAGAAUUAACCUACCAAGAAAUUCAUACCCUCAACUCCUGAUUUUAAAAAGGUUUUUCAAUAAAAUCAAAUCCCUUAAUAAAUCAAGGGACAAAUUGAAUUAGAUGAUUAAAUUAGAAAAAUAAUAAAAAUUUAGUCUACUCCAGUUGAAUUGGAUACAGAUAGUUAAUUUUCAUAUGCUUAAGAUUAAGAAAAUAAUAAACCAAACCAAUAAAAUAUUUCUGACCAUUAUAUGUAACCUUAAACUCCAAAUUUUUAAAAUACAGCUCAAGCUAAACCCAAUAUUAAAUUAUUAGUUACUGAUGACUAAAUACAAUAAAUUGUCACAUCCCCUCUAAUUUUAAAAUAAAAUAAAUUUAGCACUUCUUGUAAGUUUCUAUUAUAAUAACUUAAGAAAAUAACUAUCCUUAGACUACCUAAUCAUUUAGCCAUACUGAAUCAUCAGGAUAAAAUAGUGAUAAAGAUGAAUGA
Molecule: messenger RNA, 575 nt
Organism: Paramecium pentaurelia
Lineage: Eukaryota; Ciliophora; Oligohymenophorea; Peniculida; Parameciidae
Source: the annotation of a GenBank genome assembly